This is a messenger RNA of Tetrahymena thermophila SB210, 1245 nucleotides long. RefSeq names its product serine carboxypeptidase family protein. Lineage: Eukaryota; Ciliophora; Oligohymenophorea; Hymenostomatida; Tetrahymenidae. Gene Ontology annotation, biological process: proteolysis. The transcript has 3 exons. The record is from RefSeq and is a predicted model, not a curated record. Gene Ontology annotation, molecular function: serine-type carboxypeptidase activity.
AUGAAAAGUCAAAUCUUGUUUUUUGCUCUUUUAAGCAUUGCUCUUUGUGCCUAAAACCCAUUGUUUUUGAAUGAGACCUACACCACUGGUCUUGUCAACAUCUAAAAAUCAAGUGACAUUUUUUACUGGCUUUUUGAAUCAAGAAGCAACCCUUCAACAGACCCUUUAGUUAUCUGGUUGACUGGUGGUCCUGGAUGCUCUUCAGAACUUGCUCUUUUCACUGAAAAUGGCCCUUUCUCAGUAAAUGAUAAUUUGACUUUAGAAAACAAUGCUUACUCUUGGAAUAAUUAAGCCAACCUUGUAUUUGUCGAUUAACCUGUUGGUACUGGUUUUUCUUUUGCAGGAAAAGGUGAAUUAGUUACAAAUGAAGACGAAGUUGGUGAGGAUUUUUAUCAAUUUAUUCUUGGUUUCUUAGAAUAAAAUCCUCAAUUUAUUGGCAGACCUCUCUUUAUAACUGGUGAAUCAUACGCAGGUCAUUACAUUCCCGCAAUCGGUGCAGAAUUAGUCAAGCAAAAUAAUCCUAAAAUUAAUUUAUAAGGUCUAGCUAUUGGUAAUGGUUUGGUAAAUCGUGAAGUCCAAGAUCCAACUUAUGGUGAAUAUGCUUACAAAAAUAAAUUGAUUUCUGCUUUCAAAUAUUACUUUGUUGUUAAACCAGCUUUGGCUAUUUGUUCUUCUUUGACUACCAUAAAGGCUCCUAUGAUUCUAAGCAAUAUAUUCUGUAAUAUAGGCUUAGAAGCAAUUCUUGGUUCUGGAUAAACUCCUAAAUUCAAUAUCUAUGAUAUCAGAAAACCUUGUAUUGGUUCUUUAUGCUAUAACAUGACUAAUGUUGAUAAUUUCCUAGCUAGAAAUGAUGUUAAAUCUGCUUUGGGUGUAAGUGGAAGAACCUGGUAAGAAUGCUCCAAUACUGUUCAUACUGCUCUCACUAAAGACUAAAAUGUAAAUCUUGCUUAAAAAGUUGCUUAUGUCCUAGAAAGCGGUAUUAAAGUCUUAGCUUACAGUGGUGAUCAAGAUUUCAUCUGCAAUUACAUGGGAGGUAUUGCUUGGACUAAUGCUAUGGAGUGGACUUAAUAAAAAGCUUAUCAAUAGGCAUAAUUCUAAGACUACUAAGUCAAUGGAUAAAGUGCAGGUCAAAUUAAGGGUGCUGGAAAUUUCUAAUUCCUUAGAGUUUAUCAAGCUGGACACAUGGUUCCUAUGGAUUAACCAGCUGUUGCUCUUCAUUUGAUUAACUAAUUCAUAUCUAGUUGA